CUUACUCUUUUGAGUAGGUAUUGGCCAAUUUCCAUUCACUUUGACUCUUUUCUUACUCUGCUCUUACUCUCUCUCUCUAGUCUUACUUGCACAUGCUCUUACCUUACCACUACUGCUCCUCAACUUUUUUUGCAAUUUAGGCCAAAAAACGGAGAAUUUGCUCUUUUUAUUGAAAAAUUUGGCGUUGGUUCUUUUUUCGCAAAACAAUACGGAUAUCUGAUGUUUGGCCAUCUUAUUCUCCCCUAGCAGCAAAAACAGCUCAAAUUGAAAAACUCCACUCUGCUUUUUGUUUUAGGGUCUAAACUACCUAUUAGGCCCAUUUUCAACCCAAAUAAAAAUUUGCUGUUGCCCAGUGUUAUUUCCCUACAUUUCACUGUUUUUUUGCAUUCUGCAUGCUAAAAUAUGAACAUUUAUGUUUCUUUUUUAUUAUACUGAAAUUGAGGGAGAAGGUGGAGGAACGAUGAAAAUUGCGUUAUUGUACUGUUCUCGGUCUUGAAAUUUUAUGAAAAAGCGUUCCAGUUUCCGUUCCUGGUUCUUAUAAAAUUUCAUUUUUAAUCAUUUUGUUAGUUUUGCAAUUGCAAGAACGUUCUAUUCUAUCGAAAAACGGAGACUUCUUGUUCAUGUUCUUCAUUCUUCAAAAAAAAAAAAAAAAAAAUGAAGUUCUUGUUCUUAUGGCGAAUUAGUAGCGUUAUUCAUGAGUUAUCCUACUAGUAGAAAGUACAAAAGUAGAAUAAAACACGCCUUCCCACGUUUGGAUGUAAAAUAUGUUACUUAUUUUAUUCAGCUACUCAACUAGUGAAAUAAAGUGAUUUUCGACGAUUUUAAAUUACUUCCCUCGCAUCACUUUAUUUCACUAGUACCUAGGAUAAAAUACCAUUAAAGUUCAAAAAGUAAAAAAAAAUCUACAAGUGUCACACUGGUCACACUGCUUUUCUGUUUUCGUGUCCGUCAGCACUGAUCGAAGAACCGGAUUGAAAACAAACGGAAGGAGGAAGCCCGCCAACGAGCAAACGGUGCAACUGAAAAGUGAAAGUGCAACUGCAAACCUUCUCAAAUGCCAUGUGCUCAUGUGAUGUGAUCAGAUGAAGAUCAUUCGUAUUCGUCUCGCGUCUCGCCUUUUUAUUAAUUUUGCAUUUUGCAUUUUUGCGACUUAUGUUUUUGGGUUCUACUGAUUUUUCGAAGUAUUGUGUUAACUGAGCUUAAUUGUCGGCGAAAGUUAUUUUUGUGCUGUUUAACUUUUACGUAUUCGUCAAGCCUCAUACAGUUCAAUUGGAGUACCACGAAUUCCUCAUAGUCAUAACCCGAAAAAUGAAUCCCGCUGGUAUCGUUGACGACGGAAAUCAUGUUAUGGAACAUAACACCGUGGCGAUACCACUGGCUGAUUGGCAGGAGAUAAAGUAUCAACUCGCUGAUCAACGCCGCGAGCUGAAUGAACUUAGGCGGAAUCAAGAUACCGAUCAUCGUACCAUCGCUAAUCAACAAACGACCAUUAAUGCGUUAGAAACUACCAUCGCUACUCAACAAACGACCAUUGAUGCGUUAGAAACUACCAUCGCUACUCAACAAGCGACUAUUGAUGCGUUAAGAACCGAUGUUACAAAUUUACAAGGCUGCAGCAAUCGUUUAGUAAGCCGACAAAUAAUCAAUAAUGAGAUGAGAUGGUUGGAUACGAACAUAGAACGGAUUCGUCGACACGACCCCGAAUUUGCCGACACGCUAGACUAGAAGAAUAUAUGACGACGAUGAAUCGAAAUGCCCAUCCGACGGAUUUGAAUUUUCUCGGUGGCGAUACCUGAGACGGUACCGGACAACAUCGCGACAUGUUACGCGGUAUUCGCCGGCUCCGGACGCAGCUGUUGGCAGACCGAGACCGUCGUGCUGAGCGAAGAAGACGUCAUCGUGUGGUAGCGAUGGCUUUUCAUCGUGGUAGGGUGCAUAGAAGACGAAGAUGAGCGAUGUUUCUUAUUUUUUCUUAAAGGAUUUUGACGUGCAAUCAUUUUGUGAUUUAGAAUAUUUCGUUGUAGUUGUAGGUUUCAUGUCGUGUACUGUCUUGUUUGUAUGAAUCGGUAUAUUUCGAAGGGUCUUUAAUGGAAACCUCAAUACGUCAUACGUGAUUAAUAUUUGGCAAACCAUUAUUAUAAAUAUGUAGGUAAUCGAAUUGUAAAGUGUUGAGUUCCUUGUUAUACAUAUAUUUGGUCUCUUGACGUGUAUAUAGCCUAGAAAAUUCGAAUGUUUUGUCAGAAAAAUUGGAGAAUAGUAUUGAAGUGUAGUACAAGGACAGUGAACAAUACUAUAAAGGUGAGUUGAGAAAAGUGAAGUGUAAAUUGGACUACCAAAAUUAUUUUAAAGACAAGCUGGACAAGAAAUGAAAUAUUAGAGAAAACGAAGGAAAAUUUGGUCAAAGCGAACUUGGCCAGUGAAAAAUUGAAGUAAGAUGUCGCUGUUGAUUUUCCAUUAAUUUACCUACACCUGGGGAUACCUCACCAUUCUAAUGUUUUGUCAGAAAAAAAUGAAGAAUUGGAAUAUAGUAUUGAAGAGUACGAGGACAGUGAAAAAGACUAUAUAGGCGAGGUGAGAAAAUUGAAGUGGGGGCCCUAAGAUUUCUUUUUUGUUUUUAUUGAGUACUUCAGGUUACUAAGAAACGUGCGCGUUUCUACUUUUUAAAAAAAACGAUUCUAUAAAAUUAUGCGACAUGUGAUAAUCUUUUCAGUAGAGUGUUAUGAAGUUGUGUGAUCGAAAGAAAAAUACCUACUUAAGUAUGUUAAUUUAUUUGUACAUAUUUGUAAGAUAUACUUGAACAUUUGAAAUAUUUUUUUAGUUCUAUCUAAUUACUAAGUAUCAUAUUAUUACUAUUGACUUUGACGCUUGAAUUUAAACCUGUUCGUUAGGAUAGCUAAUUAUUAUUUUUUUAUAUUUUUCCCACUCAAAGGAAAAAUUACAAUAAGAGCUACUGAAAAAUAUAAUGACGUGUACGUAUACCUACCUAAACCUACCUUGGUGGGAAAAUUCUUGUAAUAUGGUUGCUAUUAUUUUGUUUAUUAUUUUUAAAUUUUGAUUUGCUUCAAUUUAGUCAUGUUUUAUGUGAAUUCUUGUACCUGCCUAUUGAUGUCUUACGUUUUAAAAUACAACCUUUAUUCCUUUGUGUAUAAAUUCUUUUCUAAUUUCAA
This is a messenger RNA of Planococcus citri (citrus mealybug), 3167 nucleotides long. RefSeq lists its product as uncharacterized. The transcript is spliced from 3 exons. Bases 1309 to 1725 code for a protein of 138 amino acids. NCBI's taxonomy places the organism in Eukaryota, Metazoa, Arthropoda, Insecta, Hemiptera, Pseudococcidae. The record is from RefSeq and is a predicted model, not a curated record.